AUGAGCACAAGAAAUGGGAUCAGAAGCUCAGUCUCCAGUCCCUCCAACUUUAAGAAGUUGACUAACUCGAAUGAGAGUGUUUUGAAGAUAUGGGUCAAGCUGGAAGCUUCGAAAUUGGCUCCAAAUCUGACAAACCAGGCAACGGCAAUCGAGUACAGUAAAAACGAUACAGUGGACGAUUUAAAGGACCGUAUUUUUGCCAAAUUCAAAAACACACGAUGGGCGUUCGAAAACGAUAGUUUUAGCAUUGGAAUUGGCGUUUUAUGUCAGUGCGAUCUCGAAAACAGUGGGGCAUAUAUGCAACAGCAACCUUUUCUUGCACACGAUACACCCACCAAAGGUCUCCGAUUGGAGGCCAAUACGGACCAGCUACUACACCCGGUACCGACAAGUUCAGCAAGCUACAACGUCCGAGCCCCUAUGGCACCAAAUGCCCCUAAACCCUGGCAUGCUUCGAGGUCGUGCAGUCCCCGUGCGGCAACUUUGGAUUCGCCUCUGUCAGCCCAGGGAAGCACUGCACAGAAUCUCGUGCCGAACCUGACGCCUGUAGCUCAACUGAGGCUUGCUAACAAUCACUCAGCAGCUUCAGCCAGGGACUCUUGCUCGUUAUCUCCUGUGAAACGUGGUUUGGCCAAGAGACUAUCACCCGCUAUAGAAUCUGUCUCUGCUUCUGGACUUACACCGAAACCUGAUGAUUUUCCUCGUUCGCUACCUCACCAGUCGCUGCUGCAGCCUGACGAAUUGAUAAUCGAUGUUUGCACAACUCUUUUUGGUGGAACCACGAAUCAGAAACCAACAGAUGCUUUGCUGAUAUUUUCCAGCUCCAAUAAUGAACCUGUUUUCAAUGACAUAAACGAUGAAGUAGAUCAGCAAGAACCCAUAAUGGAAGAUAUGACAGAUUAUCAAUUGAUAGUGGAUGAGGAGGAACUGCGGAAAUUGAGUUUGACUAAUGACGAAGAAAAUACGGACCAGAAACAAGCCAUUCUGUUGCUACCGCGUGGCUAUGAAGGUGACGUCAAUCUGCCUUCGCCGAAUGUGACGUCUCCAUCUUCAACGGUCGAUACACACGCGACUUUUACGUUUGACACGCAGGCUCCGAAAAACGGCCCGCUAGUAGAAGAAGAGGUCGGGCUGGUACCGUCUCUCGACCCUGUAGUGCAAAAAGAGGGGUCUCCAUUUCUGCGUACCGUACUGGAGACGGUCACCACAGAAUCUGCCACCAUAGACAAGGUGUUCGCGAAAAUCAAUAUUCUGGUUGUGGAAGACAACAUGAUCAAUCAAGCCAUUUUAUCCUCCUUCUUGCGUAAACACAAGAUUUCCUAUAAGACCGCCAAAAAUGGUGUCGAAGCGGUAGAAAAAUGGGAAGAGGGGGGGAUACACUUGAUAUUAAUGGAUUUGGGGCUCCCUGUGCUGUCCGGGAUAGACGCGGCCAAGCAGAUAAGAAAGCUGGAAAAGUUACACGGUAUUGGAACGCAAAACCAGAUUUCAAAGCGCAGUCAGAAUUUCACUUCGACGCCUGACAGCAACAAACUGGAACCCCGAAGAAGCCAUCGAUCAAAGGCUCCCGUGAUAGUGGUUGCACUGACCGCUUCAAAUUCUAAUUCCGACAAGACAGAAGCACUUCUCGCCGGUUGCAAUGACUAUCUAACCAAGCCGGUGAACCUUGAUUGGCUUGCGCGCAAGAUUACCGAAUGGGGGUGCAUGCAAGCUCUCAUAGACUUCAACGACUGGAAAGAGGGAAACGAAAACGUAAUAUCUGGCAAUGACAGCAAAAGUCAUCGGCCUUCAAAACUCUCAAGUCAGAUAAAACGAUCUAGCGUAGAUGAAAGUUGA
Lachancea lanzarotensis is the source of this 1833-nucleotide messenger RNA. It is a transcript of the gene SSK1, whose product is annotated as LALA0S06e02102g1_1. Gene Ontology annotation, biological process: osmosensory signaling via phosphorelay pathway. The transcript has a single exon. NCBI's taxonomy places the organism in Eukaryota, Fungi, Ascomycota, Saccharomycetes, Saccharomycetales, Saccharomycetaceae. Bases 1 to 1833 code for a protein of 610 amino acids. Gene Ontology annotation, molecular function: phosphorelay response regulator activity; protein kinase activator activity. The record is from RefSeq and is a predicted model, not a curated record. Gene Ontology annotation, cellular component: Mcs4 RR-MAPKKK complex.